AUGUCUCGUUGCUUCCCAUUUCCACCUCCAGGAUAUGAGAAGAAGACUAGAACUGUUGAAACAGACUCUCUGAUAAAGGAAAAGCAGAAGGAGAAGAAGCACAAGAAUGAUAGAGUUAAGACAGAAGGAAAAGAGAAAAGGGAUAAAGAAACAAGCAGAGAUAAACAUAAGGAACGGAAGGAGAAAAAAGAUAGGAAAGACAAAGAUCGAGAUAAAGAAAAAAGGAGAGCUGCGGAGGAAGAAAAAGCUGUUGUUGCUCUGCCAAACACAGGGGAUGAUAAGUUUGUACAAGACUUGGUUAGAAGGAUUAACUAUGAAGAAGACGCUACAGAAAGUCAAUGUGCAAAAAGGUCUGAAGAUGAGGUUCUUCGCUUACCAUCGUGCACGGUUCAAAAAGAAGCUGAGGUUAUGUUUAAACCAGUGGAGAUAAAAGAUCAUGCAAAGAAAAAUGAAAGACGAGAGGAGAAUCAGCGUGGGGAAACCAAGACAAAGAGUGAUAAGCAAAAGAAUGAAGAUAUAAAGAACAGUGAACCACAGAACAGAGCAGAUAUCAGCAGUAAGGAGAAAACAGAGGUGAUUAACAGAACUGGUCAAGAGAAACCAAAAUUUGUAGAGGGAGGGCCAAGAUUGAAAGAGGGAGAGCACGACACUGUAGAUACUAGGAAUUUUCGAGUGAAAGAACUUUCAAGGGCAAGCGUCAAGAACCUUACCACUGAGAGAAUUAUUGGCAAGCGAAAAGAUCUUGAGACAAAUGGGUCCUUAUAUGAGAAUGGAUCUAAGCCAAACAAGGUACAGAGGCCAGUGGCUUCUCCUAUAUCAUCCGUGGAAAAUGGAAGGAAGGUGGGAGUGUGUAAUCAAGUGGUGAAGGAGCAUAGAGUCGACGGUUUCAUUGAUUCUCAAGAACCUAAAAGCCGUCCACCAGUUUCUUCGGUGAAAGGGAAGGAAAACGGUGAAGCAUCAGCAAAGAAGCGGCCUCAUUCCGACUUAAAGUAUUUGGAUCAGAUAUUGGAUGUACCGAAAAGAGAGGAGUUGCAAGAGGUUGAUGAUGAUGAAAAAGAAUGGUUAUUUGGUCAGUCGGGUGUGAAAUUAUUAAAGAAGCAAAGAGCAGAUUCUUCUACUUCGUUGGAUGAGACUCUGCAAGUUUGGAACAAGGCUCUUAGAAUAGAAUCUGCUGAUAUCGUAGCUCUUCCUUACGUUGUCCCUUUCUAG
Molecule: messenger RNA, 1209 nt
Organism: Microthlaspi erraticum
Lineage: Eukaryota; Viridiplantae; Streptophyta; Magnoliopsida; Brassicales; Brassicaceae
Source: the annotation of a GenBank genome assembly